GUGGCACAGUUAAACAUGCCCAGGAUCAUAUCACUAGCAAGGGGUGGACACAGUAUUCAAACCCAGCAGGCUGACUCAAAGCCUGCCCUUUCCCCAGCUGUUUUGCCCCUCAGUCAUUUGAGUCUAGUCUUCAGGAUUUUGACAUCUAUCUCUUACCUUCUAUCUGUUAGGAUUGCAUUUGGCUUCAAGAAACAGCCCUACUUCAGCAGCCUAAGCAGAAAGGACUGGAAUGUCACGUGGUAUACCAGCAACCCCGACUUCACCAAGUGCUUUCAGAACACGGUCCUCAUGUGGGUGCCUUGUUUUUACCUCUGGGCCUGUUUCCCCUUCUACUUCCUCUAUCUCUCCCGACAUGACCGGGGCUACAUUCAGAUGACACCUCUCAACAAAACCAAAACUGCCUUGGGAUUUUUGCUGUGGAUCGUCUGCUGGGCAGACCUCUUCUACUCUUUCUGGGAAAGAAGUCGGGGCAUAUUCCUGGCCCCAGUGUUUCUGGUCAGCCCAACACUCUUGGGCGUCACCAUGCUGCUUGCUACCUUUUUAAUUCAGCUGGAGAGGAGGAAGGGAGUUCAGUCUUCAGGGAUCAUGCUCACUUUCUGGCUGGUAGCCCUACUGUGUGCCCUAGCCAUCCUGAGAUCCAAAAUUAUGACAGCCUUAAAAGAGGAUGCCCAGGUGGACCUGUUUCGUGACAUCACUUUCUACGUCUACUUUUCCCUCUUACUCAUUCAGCUCGUCUUGUCCUGUUUCUCAGAUCGCUCACCCCUGUUCUCGGAAACCAUCCACGACCCUAAUCCUUGCCCGGAGUCCAGCGCCUCCUUCCUGUCCAGGAUCACCUUCUGGUGGAUCACAGGGUUGAUUGUGCGGGGCUACCGCCAGCCCCUGGUGGGCAGUGACCUCUGGUCCUUAAACAAGGAGGACACGUCGGAACAAGUCGUGCCUGUUUUGGUAAAGAACUGGAAGAAGGAAUGCGCCAAGACUAGGAAGCAGCCGGUGAAGGUGGUGUACUCCUCCAAGGAUCCUGCCCAGCCAAAAGAGAGUUCCAAGGUGGAUGCGAAUGAGGAGGUGGAGGCUUUGAUUGUCAAGUCCCCACAGAAGGAGUGGAACCCCUCCCUGUUUAAGGUGUUAUACAAGACCUUUGGGCCCUACUUCCUCAUGAGCUUCUUCUUUAAGGCCAUCCACGACCUGAUGAUGUUUUCUGGGCCGCAGAUCUUAAAGUUGCUCAUCAAGUUUGUGAAUGACACGAAGGCCCCAGACUGGCAGGGCUACUUCUACACCGUGCUGCUGUUCGUCACUGCCUGCCUGCAGACCCUUGUGCUGCACCAGUACUUCCACAUCUGCUUCGUCAGUGGCAUGAGGAUCAAGACCGCUGUCAUUGGGGCUGUCUAUCGGAAGGCCCUGGUGAUCACCAAUUCAGCCAGAAAAUCCUCCACGGUCGGGGAGAUUGUCAACCUCAUGUCUGUGGAUGCUCAGAGGUUCAUGGACUUGGCCACGUACAUUAACAUGAUCUGGUCAGCCCCCCUGCAAGUCAUCCUUGCUCUCUACCUCCUGUGGCUGAACCUGGGCCCUUCCGUCCUGGCUGGAGUGGCGGUGAUGGUCCUCAUGGUGCCCGUCAAUGCUGUGAUGGCGAUGAAGACCAAGACGUAUCAGGUGGCCCACAUGAAGAGCAAGGACAAUCGGAUCAAGCUGAUGAAUGAAAUUCUCAAUGGGAUCAAAGUGCUAAAGCUUUAUGCCUGGGAGCUGGCAUUCAAGGACAAGGUGCUGGCCAUCAGGCAGGAGGAGCUGAAGGUGCUGAAGAAGUCUGCCUACCUGUCAGCCGUGGGCACCUUCACCUGGGUCUGCACGCCCUUCCUGGUGGCCCUGUGCACAUUUGCCGUCUACGUGACCAUUGACAAGAACAACAUCCUGGAUGCCCAGACAGCCUUCGUGUCUUUGGCCUUGUUCAACAUCCUCCGGUUUCCCCUGAACAUUCUCCCCAUGGUCAUCAGCAGCAUCGUGCAGGCGAGUGUCUCCCUCAAACGCCUGAGGAUCUUUCUCUCCCAUGAGGAACUGGAACCUGACAGCAUCGAGCGACGUCCUGUCAAAGACGGUGGGGGCACUAACAGCAUCACCGUGAGGAAUGCCACAUUCACCUGGGCCAGGAGCGACCCUCCCACGCUGAAUGGCAUCACCUUCUCCAUCCCAGAAGGUGCCUUGGUGGCCGUGGUGGGCCAGGUGGGCUGCGGAAAGUCGUCCCUGCUCUCAGCCCUCUUGGCCGAGAUGGACAAAGUGGAGGGGCACGUGGCUAUCAAGGGCUCCGUGGCCUAUGUGCCACAGCAGGCCUGGAUUCAGAAUGAUUCUCUCCGAGAAAACAUCCUUUUUGGAUGUCAGCUGGAGGAACCGUAUUACAGGUCCGUGAUACAGGCCUGUGCCCUCCUCCCAGACCUGGAAAUCCUGCCCAGCGGGGAUCGGACAGAGAUUGGCGAGAAGGGCGUGAACCUGUCUGGGGGCCAGAAGCAGCGCGUGAGCCUGGCCCGGGCCGUGUACUCCAAUGCUGACAUUUACCUCUUCGAUGAUCCCCUCUCAGCAGUGGAUGCCCACGUGGGAAAACACAUCUUUGAAAAUGUGAUUGGCCCUAAGGGGAUGCUGAAGAACAAGACGCGGAUCUUGGUCACGCACAGCAUGAGCUACUUGCCGCAGGUGGACAUCAUCAUUGUCAUGAGUGGUGGCAAGAUCUCUGAGAUGGGCUCCUACCAGGAGCUGCUGGCCCGAGACGGCGCCUUCGCUGAGUUCCUGCGUACCUAUGCCAGCACAGAGCAGGAGCAGGACCCAGAGGAGAACGGGGUCACGGGCAUCAGCGGUCCAGGGAAGGAAGCAAAGCAAAUGGAGAAUGGCAUGCUGGUGACGGACAGUGCAGGGAAGCAACUGCAGAGACAGCUCAGCAGCUCCUCCUCCUAUAGCGGGGACAUCAGCAGGCAGCACAACAGCACCGCAGAACUGCAGAAAGCUGGGGCCAAGAAGGAGGAGACCUGGAAGCUGAUGGAGGCUGACAAGGCGCAGACAGGGCAGGUCAAGCUUUCCGUGUACUGGGACUACAUGAAGGCCAUCGGACUCUUCAUCUCCUUUCUCAGCAUCUUCCUUUUCAUGUGUAACCAUGUAUCUGCGCUGGCUUCCAACUAUUGGCUCAGCCUCUGGACUGAUGACCCCAUCGUCAACGGGACCCAGGAGCACACGAAAGUCCGGCUGAGCGUCUAUGGAGCCCUGGGCAUUUCACAAGGGAUCGCCGUGUUUGGCUACUCCAUGGCCGUGUCCAUUGGGGGGAUCUUGGCUUCCCGCUAUCUGCAUGUGGACCUGCUGCACAGCAUCCUGCGAUCACCCAUGAGCUUCUUUGAGCGGACCCCCAGUGGGAACCUGGUGAACCGCUUCUCCAAGGAGCUGGACACAGUGGACUCCAUGAUCCCGGAGGUCAUCAAGAUGUUCAUGGGCUCCCUGUUCAACGUCAUCGGUGCCUGCAUUGUUAUCCUGCUGGCCACGCCCAUCGCCGCAAUCAUCAUCCCGCCCCUCGGCCUCAUCUACUUCUUCGUCCAGAGGUUCUACGUGGCCUCCUCCCGGCAGCUGAAGCGCCUCGAGUCGGUCAGCCGCUCCCCGGUCUAUUCCCAUUUCAACGAGACCUUGCUGGGGGUCAGCGUCAUUCGAGCCUUCGAGGAGCAGGAGCGCUUCAUCCACCAGAGUGACCUGAAGGUGGACGAGAACCAGAAGGCCUAUUACCCCAGCAUCGUGGCCAACAGGUGGCUGGCCGUGCGGCUGGAGUGUGUGGGCAACUGCAUCGUUCUGUUUGCUGCCCUGUUUGCGGUGAUCUCCAGGCACAGCCUCAGUGCUGGCUUGGUGGGCCUCUCAGUGUCUUACUCAUUGCAGGUCACCACAUACUUGAACUGGCUGGUUCGGAUGUCAUCUGAAAUGGAAACCAACAUUGUGGCUGUGGAGAGACUCAAGGAGUAUUCAGAGACUGAGAAGGAGGCGCCCUGGCAAAUCCAGGAGACAGCUCCACCCAGCAGCUGGCCCCAGGUGGGCCGAGUGGAAUUCCGGAACUACUGCCUGCGCUACCGAGAGGACCUGGACUUUGUUCUCAGGCACAUCAAUGUCACCAUCAAUGGGGGAGAAAAGGUCGGCAUCGUGGGGCGGACGGGAGCUGGGAAGUCGUCCCUGACCCUGGGCUUAUUUCGGAUCAACGAGUCUGCCAAAGGAGAGAUCAUCAUCGAUGGCAUCAACAUCGCCAAGAUUGGCCUGCACGACCUCCGCUUCAAGAUCACCAUCAUCCCCCAGGACCCUGUUUUGUUUUCGGGUUCCCUCCGCAUGAACCUGGACCCAUUCAGCCAGUACUCGGACGAAGAAGUCUGGACGUCCCUGGAGCUGGCCCACCUGAAGGACUUCGUGUCGGCCCUUCCUGACAAGCUGGACCACGAGUGUGCAGAAGGCGGGGAGAACCUCAGUGUUGGGCAGCGCCAGCUUGUGUGCCUAGCCCGGGCACUGCUGAGGAAGACAAAGAUCCUUGUGUUGGAUGAGGCCACGGCGGCCGUGGACCUGGAAACGGACGACCUCAUCCAGUCCACCAUCCGGACGCAGUUCGAGGACUGCACCGUCCUCACCAUCGCCCACCGGCUCAACACCAUCAUGGACUACACAAGGGUGAUCGUCUUGGACAAAGGAGAAAUCCAGGAGUAUGGCGCCCCGUCGGACCUCCUGCAGCAGAGAGGUCUUUUCUACAGCAUGGCCAAAGACGCCGGCUUGGUGUGAGCCCCAGAGCUGGCAUAUCUGGUCAGAACUGCAGGGCCUACAUGCCAGCGCCCAGGGAGGAGUCAGUACCCCUGGUAAACCAAGCCUCCCACACUGAAACCAAAACAUAAAAACCAAACCCAGACAACCAAAACAUAUUCAAAGCAGCAGCCACCGCCAUCCGGUCCCCUGCCUGGAACUGGCUGUGAAGACACGGGAGGGACAGAGAUGCCAACCGCCCUUGCCCCUGGUGCCCUGAGACACACACAGCCUCACGCCCCCGGGAAUGCAAGUGGUUUCCUGGUGCUUCCCACGGAGGAGUUUUGGCAGCCAGACUUCUGGAGGAAUUGGUUGUAUAGAAGAUCCUAGUGACCAAAUCCAGCCUACUGCCUCGGAUCUCUCCAGCCGAAGUCUGUGGACUGCAAGUCUUUGAGAUGCUUCUGGCUCCCAUCACCUCUAACAUCCUUGUCUGGGUCCACCAGGAAUGCUUCAUUUCCUUGGGGCUGCAGUUUUGUGGUUGAGGGGACUGGAGAAAAUCAUUCUCUCCCCUUGGCAGUGUCCCAGGGUCGUGGAUGGUCCUCUUGCCAACAUCUGGUCUUCCAGGCACUCAAAAGCUGGGAACCAGCAUCUCAGCGCCAGCUCUACCAGUUCUUGUUUCGGGCCGAGGCAGCCUCUGCACUCCCACGCCUGUCCUCCUGGAAGGGACCUGGUUGGACUAACGGCUAACCUGGACCUGGAACUGUAGGGCCAGGGGAUUGUCUCAGGGCCGACAUUCCACCUGGGGCUCCCCUCCCCACCCACCCCCACUCCAGGCUUUCCCUUGCUUUUUUCUUUUGUUCAACAUUGUAAGAACAAUCAACGCUGUUAUUACUGUUCCCACCAUGAUUGAUGUGGGGUAAAUAUUAAGGAGAUGGCCUCAUGGGAAUUUGACCUUGACUAGAAAUAGAGAUUGAGAGUGAGCAACCAGCUGGGAGGUACUACGCCAGUCCUAGCAGAAAAACGUGUUAGGGGCCUGGCCCAAAGCAAUAUUGGUUGCUUACAGUGUUGAUUGAUUUUGUUCUUUUUUCUUACCGCCUCUUUUCUUUCCCUCUCAUGGUACCUGCUCAUGGUUAUGAAGCUUUCAAAGUAAAGAACACGAAAUACCUCCCAAGUAUUACCAGUGGGUACCAAAAAAAUGUCCCCUUGAGUCUUUUCCUUUUUUUAGGUUUUAAUUCUCUCCCUUGGCAUCCGGUUAGGCCCCCAGUGGGGCAGCAUUGUGGAGAACUUGACAUUUAGUUACUGAUGCUCUUCCAGGACACGAAAAGAACCCAUCUUUGAAUAUCAAUGAUUUUUUUUUUUUUAAGUACUGUUCCGGGGAGAAAAACAGUCUCAAAACUUGAACUUCUUGGGAAGAGAAGUGUUGGGCUGAGAAGUAACAUUCCCAGGAAAUAGUGAGAAGCUUGCCCUGUGUUUGACCGUGUUGGUCUCUGUUCCUGGAAGAAAACGGAGAAGCAGCAUCUUUUAAAGCCUGUUCUUUAAGGUAUCUCGGUUAGAGCCCAAAGUGAAAUCCAGAAAGCAGCCGGAGCUGACGGCUGCCCCAAGACUCAUACUUGCUAAGAAUUACGUCGCCGACUUCAAACCCAGAGAGCAUCUUUCUUUUAGGUGAAAACACAUAUAUUUAUUUUUUGUAAGUUAUACCAUUCUUUCACAUUAGAUAAACCAAGUUUUGGGGGAUCCUUUUGUAAUGACUUACACUGGAAAUGCGAACAUUUGCAGUAAAAAAAAUAUAUAUAUCUAUAUAUUUUA
Messenger RNA from Pongo pygmaeus (Bornean orangutan), 6534 nucleotides. RefSeq names its product ATP binding cassette subfamily C member 1 (ABCC1 blood group) (gene ABCC1). Gene Ontology annotation, molecular function: ATP hydrolysis activity; ABC-type xenobiotic transporter activity; ATP binding. Bases 16 to 4770 code for a protein of 1584 amino acids. Lineage: Eukaryota; Metazoa; Chordata; Mammalia; Primates; Hominidae. The record is from RefSeq and is a predicted model, not a curated record. The transcript has 31 exons. Gene Ontology annotation, biological process: xenobiotic transport; glutathione transmembrane transport. Gene Ontology annotation, cellular component: basolateral plasma membrane.